This is a messenger RNA of Opisthocomus hoazin, 963 nucleotides long. The record is from RefSeq and is a predicted model, not a curated record. NCBI's taxonomy places the organism in Eukaryota, Metazoa, Chordata, Aves, Opisthocomiformes, Opisthocomidae.
AUGCAGGACUCAAAGGAGGAGAACAAAGGCACAACCCAGCUCUCUGAGAGCAGCAAAGGCUGGCUGCUCCCCACGGGCAGGGCAGAGAACUACACACAGACCUGCCCGGGGCUUGCUCCCACCCAGACGUCUGGGUUCUUACUGCCCACAAACCUGGACCAGAGGCAGGUGCAGUACCAGUUUACACGGUCUACCCAGCGCCUUUGCCUCCUGCUUUUCACCUGCCUGCUGGCCGUGGCAGCGUCUCUUCCUGCCUUUGACAUAAAAAACUUGCAUCUCCUCAAUGGCACACUGGAUGAAAUUAUGAAUUUUCUCCCAGAGUCCUCCCAGCUUGGCUGGCCCAAGGACUGCAGUGAGGUCCCCCGUGGCAGCCGCAGCGGUGUCUACAUCAUUCAGCCAAAAGGGCUCCACCAUCUCGUGGUGUACUGCGAGAUGAAUGUGACCAACGGGGGCUGGACGGUCAUCCAGAGGAACCAGAAAGACACACCGGUCACCUGGGCUGAGUCCUGGAGCACCUACAAGUACGGCUUUGGGAGCGUGCGUACCGAGUACUGGCUGGGCACCGAAUACAUCCAUCAGAUCGCCAAGCAGAAGGUCUACCAGGUCAGGUUCGUCAUCCAGGACUCCACGGACAACACCAAUUUCGCAGACUACAACCUCUUCAGUGUGGAAGAUGAGUCCCACGGCUACCGGCUGAGGCUGGGCUCCUACACGGGGACCGCGGGCGAUGCCAUGACCUCGGACAACCCCAAGACCAUGCAUGACAACAUGAAGUUCUCCACAAAGGAUCGAGAUCAGGACACUUACAGUAAGAACUGUGCCUACAGCUAUGAGGGUGGGUGGUGGUACUCAGCGUGUUACUCUGUGCGGCUGAAUUUCAAGGGCGGCAUGACAUGGGGCAGCCUGUGCAAGGGGAACUGCAAAUCCUCCCUUAUCCUCAUCAAACCGGCUUCGUACUGUUAA